AUGCCUUCACCUCCGAUCCAGGUCUUCCUCACCACCAUCGCUUCUCAACCUGCUCUCAGGCAGCGCCAAGAAUAUGUGCUCCGCGUCUUGCAGGUCAAGAAGGUGCCCUUCACCUCCUACGACCUCGCCUCGGAUGAGGAAGCGAAGAAGUUGUGGAGGAGAAAGGCUCCGGCAGACAAGCAGCAGCUGCCCGGCAUCCUCAUAGGCGGCGAACUCCCUGGCACGUUCCAAGACUUCGAAGAAGCCGUAGAAUUUGGCGAACUCAACGCUUACCUGCGCCUCAACGAGGUGUGGGAGCCGCUCGAGGGCGACAAGCCCAUGCUCCGCGCCGUUCCCGUCGGCAUCCCGGGCGCGUACUCCCCCGCGCAGAUGAACCCGUCGCACGUCUCGCCCGCCCCGUCUCCGAUCAGGACUAGUAAGCCCCGCGACGGCGAGCUGGAUGCCGGGGAGAAGCUCGGAGACGCGGGGCUCGUCGGGGUGAAUGUCACGGAGGACGACCUGCUCGCGCUGGUCGAAGAACUGGGCUUGAACGAGGACGAGGCGAAUGAGCUCGUUAAGGGCCUUGGUCCAGCACCGUCGAACUCCAAGAAGGAGGAGGCUACGAAGGACGAGGUCAAGAAAGUCGAACUCAUGAAAGACGUGGUGAAAGAGAUGGUCGUCAAGAAAGCGGAGGCCAAGAAACCCGAGGUCAAGAAAUCCGAGGUCAAGACAACCGAGGCUGAGAAUGUUGAGACCAAGGAGGAGAAGGUGGAGCCCGUAGAAGCCAAGGAGGAGAAAGCAGAGCCCGUAGAAACACCAAAAGCGGAGGCUACGCCAGAGGUGAAGGCAAACGAAGCGGAUGCAGCAGAAAAGGGCGAUGAGAAGUCAACUACUGAGGAAGUGAAGGCUGCGUAGUUUUGGAUGUCUUGCAGGAUUUUCGAGGUCACUCUUGGGUAUACGGAUAGAACGCAUGGGUCGGAGGACUGUAACAUAGGUUUGGAUAUCCCACACUUGGAAUUGAUUGGACACACC
Messenger RNA from Trametes versicolor FP-101664 SS1, 1011 nucleotides. RefSeq lists its product as uncharacterized. The transcript is spliced from 5 exons. The record is from RefSeq and is a predicted model, not a curated record. Gene Ontology annotation, cellular component: cytoplasm. The coding region runs from base 1 to 894 and encodes 297 amino acids. Lineage: Eukaryota; Fungi; Basidiomycota; Agaricomycetes; Polyporales; Polyporaceae.